This is a messenger RNA of Notolabrus celidotus (New Zealand spotty), 2966 nucleotides long. Its product is annotated as solute carrier family 2, facilitated glucose transporter member 11-like. Lineage: Eukaryota; Metazoa; Chordata; Actinopteri; Labriformes; Labridae. The transcript has 12 exons. The record is from RefSeq and is a predicted model, not a curated record. The coding region runs from base 97 to 1785 and encodes 562 amino acids. Gene Ontology annotation, biological process: monosaccharide transmembrane transport. Gene Ontology annotation, cellular component: membrane. Gene Ontology annotation, molecular function: hexose transmembrane transporter activity.
AAUAAUUGUUUUGGAAAUGAAAGAUUCACAGCAUGCUCCGCAGUGACACAUCAGUGCGCUGACCGUCUGAUUUGCCUAACUUCAGCCAAUCAUAAAAUGCUUGACGUCACGUGCGAGCCUCAAGCGGAGUAUGUGCUGCUGCACACCUCAAGCGUGCAGAAGGGUAACUGGAGCAUCGUUUCUCAGAGGACGAGGUGGGCUGACCUGAACUGUUUGCUACUAGACGUCAUUGAGUCACUUCUUCUUUCACUUUUUUCACACCUUCGAGCAACGAUGUCGAAUGCUCCUGUCCAGAAGGGUAGUUCUCUGACUUUGGUGUUAAUGGUUGCAUCAGCAGCCUUUGGAGGAACUCUUCAGUAUGGUUACAACCUGGCAAUCAUGAAUUCUCCCACAACUUUUAUUCAAACCUUUAUCAACGAGACAUUCCUGGAGCGCUGGGACAUCCAGCUGGAGGACUACCAGGUGACUCUGGUCUGGACUAUUAUCGUCGCAAUUUUUUCAUUGGGGGGCCUUGCGGGGGCUAUUAUCGCAGGACCAAUGACUAUACGCUUUGGGAGGAAGAAAUGCCUGUUACUGAACAACAUUUUUCUCCUGGCGGGUUCACUCUUAGCUGUUACAAGCAGAGCUGCCAAGUCUUUCGAGAUGAUCAUCAUCUCACGUGUCCUGGUUGGCAUAAAUGCUGGGAUCAGUAUGAACGUGCAGCCCAUGUAUUUUGGAGAAAGUGCACCAAAGCACUUAAGAGGAGCCGUCUCUUUGUCCUCGGCUGUUUUCACAGCAUUUGGUGUCGUGCUGGGACAGGUGGUCGGAAUAAGAGAGAUUUUGGGCAGUGAGCCGUAUUGGGAGUAUCUUCUUGCCAGUAAUGCCAUACCUGGCCUCGUACAGCUCAUGACUCUGCCGUGGUUUCCAGAGAGCCCUCGUUACCUUCUCAUUGACAGGGGAGACAAGGAGGCUUGUAUUGAUGCAUUGAGAAGGCUGCGAGGCUGUGAAGUCCAGAGCGGCGAGCUUGAAGAGAUCCUGCAGGAACAGGCUGAAACCAAAGGAAUGAGGCCCUGCGGACCCUGGGACCUCUUCACAGACCGCUCGAUGCGCUGGCAGCUCAUCUCUGUCAUGGUCAUCAGCAGCGCCAUGCAGCUCUGUGGAAAUGACUCGAUUUACUUCUAUGCUUCAUAUGUUUUCAAAGAAGCAGGGAUAUCUGCUGAUAAAAUCCAAUAUAUCACCAUCGGCACUGGGACGUGUGAAUUCACUGCCUGUAUCAUGUGUAACCUGCUGAUAGAGCGUAAAGGUCGAAGGUUCAUGCUGAUGGGAGGGUACAUCCUCAUGACCAUCUGGGCUGUUGUCUUCACGAUCGCUUUGUCUCUAGAGCACUACGUAUCCUGGAUGCCAUACCUGAGCAUGGCCUGUAUCUUCACCUAUAUUCUCAGCUUUGGCAUGGGACCAGCUGGUGUGACCGGCGUUCUUCCAACUGAGAUCUUCAAUCAGACGGCCAGGCCAGCAGCCUACAUGAUUGCUGGCUCCAUGAUGUGGCUCAACCUUUUCAUCAUUGGAAUGAUCUUUCCUUUUCUAGUGAGCGAGUUGAGUGAGUACUGCUUUGUGCCUUUCGGUGCAGUCUGCCUGCUGUCUGCGCUUUAUGUAGGCCUGUUUCUGCCAGAGACCAAGGGGAAGACUCUGUCAGCAAUCACAAGUGAAUUCCACAAGCUCAACUUCAAAGGCCAACACAAAAACUGUGAAUUGCAAACACAAGCUCAGUAUCAGCUGGGCGAAGUGUGUCAUUCUACGGCUUUGUAGACAGACUUUUUCUCCUGAAACAUCAAUCCACCAUGCUGCCUCACUUUGACCUGAACUACUUGAGCUGGAAGAAGUCAUGCAGAAAGUGACAGAAACACAGUUCAAGGUUGGUUACAGAUCACCAAAAUGUAACCUUUAAAUAGCCUACUCUUACGCUUCUGUACUGUCAUUAGACAGAAAUAAAGAAAAGUAAUGUUUUGUCAGCUGACUGUGGGAGAAAAAAAUCUAUACAGUCUAUGAGGUGAUGUGGUUUAUGAUAUUAGAUGCAUCAACAUCAUCAGCUUGGAACACAUUAUAAAAUAAAUAGUGAGCCUGGGAUAAAAAUUCUUCAGGCAAUUAUUUACAAAGGUUUUUUGGGUGGAGAAUGAGAAAUAUUUUACUGUUUUAUUUUUUGUUUGUACAGAGAAUAAAAUUAUUAUCCAUGUUAAAGGCAGGGUUUUUCAUGGCUGAUAUAUCCUCCAGUUCAGGAGGCCAACAGUCAGUGUACACUGGACUUGGUAACAACUUUGCUGUGUGAUAGAUUGUGAAUCUGUCAGAGAGAAUAUCAUUUGAGAAACAGAAAAACAAGCUGUGAGGUCAUAUUGAGCAGUGCUGCUCCCAGACUUAAAUCUUGCAUUUUUUUUAAUGAGUGGAAUAUGUGCAAUACAUGUUUUGUUGUAUGUAAUGAACUUUUAAUAGUAUUGAUCAUAUUGAUAAAAAAUGUGCCUUUCUCAUAUUAAACUGUAAUAAAGUCAUAUUGAGUAAAAUGUUUGUAUUUUUUUUAUUAUUUUAAUUACUCAUUGUUAUUACUUAGAGGAAAAAUCAGCAAAGAUGUCAGAGGUACAACUUUGUCCACAGGGUUGCAAAAUUUGACACAAAUCUGUGUAAUCUCAAAAACGGGGUCAAACUUUACAGUCAUUACACAGUGUGAUAUUAUACAGUUCCUGAAGUUUCCAAAAAAAAGAUGCCAACUUUGGCAUUGUUGAGUACAACAACAAAACAAUGUUAAAAAUGAAAACUUGUAUUGUUUCAUGAAAAAAAAAGUAGCUAAUUUUAAAUUUGAUGCCACGAAACAGUUUCAGACAGGGACAUGGUUACCAUUGUGUCAAAUCAAUUCUCAUUUUAACAACACUGUAAAUGUUUGGGAAACCAAGGAGACCAGUUACUGGAGUCUUGAAAGUGAAAUGUUCCAUUCUUGCCUA